AUGGUCUCAGCGGUUGACAAGGGGAAGAGGCCAGUGGUUAGUCAGCCUAGCGCUCCACCUCCACAACAGCCACCUCAGAAGCAGCCCUUUCAGAUAAUUCCUCAGCAUACUAGAGAUCAUGCCAUCAUCCCUUUUAGAGAGAGAUUGGAAACACCUUAUCCAUUUAAAAGGGAUUCAGUUAAAAGGAUUUUCAAGAGUUUGUUAAAGAAGCCAGAUUUCCAGUUACCAGAGGAUAAGAGACCAGUGGAUGAAAGUAAGAAAGAGGAUCCUAAAUACUGCCCGUACCACCGAAUCCUCAGUCAUCCACUCGAGGAUUAUGUUGUGUUCAAAGAUUGGCUCGAGAGGACCUACAUUCAAGUUUUUGCGGCCCAAAAGCUGAGGCAUUACAUGCUUUUCCUUUCGAUCAGUUUGAUUUCUAAAGUUAAUCCUUUGGAGUAUCUUAUGACCCGACCGACAUUAUCAGGACGUUUGGCUCGUUGGUCUAUGAUACUACUCCAAUUUGAGAUUACUUUCAUCCCCCUCCGUGCUGUAAAAGGACAGGCCGUUGCCGACUUCCUGGAGGCACACCCGCUGCCGGCAGAUUCUCCUUUGAAUGAUGACUUACCAGAUGAACAAGUCAUGAGUUUGAGGAAAUCUGGAGAAGCCAUUUGGGAAUUAUAUUUUGAUGGUGUAGUGUCCUUUCGCCGGGAUGCAACCCAACAAUCUAUAAUCCCUAGAAAGGUACGGGUCGGCUUAAUUUUUAUAAUGCCGGAGAGAGGGAUGAUGCACUUUUUCUACCAUUUGUUGGAGCCUUGCAAGAAUAACGAGGCUGAAUAUGAAGCUAUGAUAAUCGAUUUGAAACUUGCAAUUUUGAUGGAGAUUAAAGCGAUUAAGAUCUUUGGUGACUCUCAAUUGGUAAUUAAUCAAGUUGCAGGAACCUAUAAGGUCUUGAAUCCUAAUCUUUCAAAAUACCACAAGUACACCCUUCACUUGCUCGAACAAAUUCUUACCAUGAUUCUGUAUAGGGUACCCCGUGGAAGCAAUUCUUCAGUAGAUGCCUUAGCAAAACUUGCAAAGGAAUUCACAUGCCAAGAGUAA
Messenger RNA from Dendrobium catenatum, 1077 nucleotides. RefSeq lists its product as uncharacterized. Lineage: Eukaryota; Viridiplantae; Streptophyta; Magnoliopsida; Asparagales; Orchidaceae. The record is from RefSeq and is a predicted model, not a curated record. The transcript has 2 exons. Gene Ontology annotation, molecular function: nucleic acid binding; RNA-DNA hybrid ribonuclease activity. Bases 1 to 1077 code for a protein of 358 amino acids.